Molecule: messenger RNA, 1725 nt
Organism: Plasmodium relictum
Lineage: Eukaryota; Apicomplexa; Aconoidasida; Haemosporida; Plasmodiidae
Product: transporter, putative
Exons: 1
Coding region: 1-1725 (574 amino acids)
Biological process (GO): transmembrane transport
Molecular function (GO): transmembrane transporter activity
Source: RefSeq, a predicted model, not a curated record
AUGAGUUCUAAAAAGAAAUCUACUAUAAUUUUAUCACAUUCAGGUAAAACUACCAUACCUGAGUCAACUAACACAAAAGAACAAAAUAAUGCAAAAUCAAACAAAUAUAACCCUUUCAAUUUCUUUAGAAUGAAAGGGUAUGGUAUGCCAACAACUUUAGAAGAACAAUUAACAAAAAAAGAACUGCGAAUAUCUUCAGAACAAAAAACUCCAUAUAACAUAAAUAGAAAUGUUAUACUAUUUGUAUAUUUUGCAUUAAUUGUUUUAACAAAUCGUUUAUUUUUUGGAUGGCCAAAUUUAUCUAAUUUAUUAUUUAGAGAGGAUACAUAUAUAUGGAAAUGUAAAAAAAAUGCUGAUGGUACUUACGAUAGAUUACCAGAUAAAAGAUAUGUGUGCGAUGAUCAAGAUAAAGCAGUACAAACAAUUUUCGUUUUUGGUUCUUCUGCAUAUUUUGCCUUUUCAUUUUUCAACGGAUUGAUAGUUGACUAUUUAGGUUCAAGAUUCAGUAUGUUAUUAGGCCAUAUUUUAAAUUUAAUUGGAUGGAUAUUAAUGCUUGUAUCAAAUGAAAAUUUUGAUGCUUAUGUUAUUGGAGGUAUAUUUAUGUCAGCUAGUAUUGAUUUAGCUUCUUUUUCUACUUUAAAUGCAUCAGGAUUAUAUCCAGGUAAUGAAAAUUUAAUUGUUAAUAUAAUUUCGGGUGCUGGAUCUUUAUCUACAGGUACUAUGACAAUUCUCGAUUUAAUAAUAAGUGGGCUAAACUUGUCUUUCAAAGCUUUUAUGAUGUGGUAUAUAUGCAUUAGUGUUGGAUUUUUUUUUAUAUUAACUAUUUUCCUUUUCCCUAGAACCAGAUAUUUUAGGCAAUAUGAAAUUGAUAAUUAUUAUAAAAAUAAAGAAAUAAGUUUAACAGAAAAAGGUGAAGUAAAUAUAUUAAAAAAGGGUAAUGAAUAUGAUUAUGCAUUGCAGAAAGUUGAUCUACAUGAAGAUGUAGAAAUGGAGAGUAUUAAUCAAAGUAAAGGAGAUUAUAAUGAAGUAGAAGCGAUUGGAAAUAAAAAACUAGAGGAUUAUGCUAGUACAAAUAAUAGUAGUAUUACUUCGAAAAAAAAUUUAAAACUAUUUAAAUAUACUACAUUUAGGGAUUUAUUCAAUAUUUUUACGUGUGCUCACUUUUUAUGUUUAUGGAUAUAUGGGCCUUUAAAUGCUAUUUAUAACACUUUCUAUUAUAGUGUUGUGGAGAAUAUUUUAUCAAAAGAUAAAAAUGAUAUACUUGGUUAUAUUUUACCAUUUUCUUUUAUACCAUGUGUAAUAUUGGGAAAUAUAACAGACAAAUUUGGUGUUAUGAUUAUGUUUGCUUAUGAAUUAAUUUUUGCAUUUUCUAUGUAUGCUUUUAGUUAUUCCAAAUCAAGUUUAGCCCAAUGGAUAUCGGUAAUUUCAAACACUUUAUAUUCAGCUUGUGCAAACGGCCAAUUGUGGACAUUCAUAUCUUAUACUUUUAGUUCAAAAUAUCAUUCAACUCUCAUUGGAUUCUUAAAUUUUGUUUGUGGUAUUAUGUCUUUUGCUCGUUUGCUAUUGUUUGAAUGGGCUAAAUAUAGCAAUUAUGAUUUUACUUAUAUCAAUUUACUUAUUUUAUGUAUGAUUGGUGUUAACAUAGCCUUAGCUAUUGUUCUUGUAUUUAUAAGAAAAAUUAAGGGAGAAAAAGUUACGUAUGGAGAUGAAAAUAUAUCAAAGUAA